AUGGGUUCUUUCUCUGUGGAAGAUUUUGUGGGAAAUGGGGUUCUUAAGGAUCUGCUUCCCACUUUGCUGGAUGAAGGCUGGGAUGAUGUACCCACCUUGAAGGUCAUGAAUUCUGAGGAUAUGGAUGCUAUAAGCAUGACACGACAACAAAAGGAAGCAAUUGAGAUAAGAACUUACCUCCACGAUAGAUCUCUGAUGCCGUAUGCAGAUAGGCUAGAGUCCACCGGGAAAUGUUUGCCUGAACUUCUAAGCUUAAGUGUUGAGGAUUUAACAUCUCAAUUCCGCAUGAAGAGAGGUCAUGUUGCACGUUUCCGUGAUAGAAAAAGUUCGUGUGUGGAUCCCUCGACCAAUAAGUCUGAUGCUCCUAUUCCAUCAACAAGCAUCAAGAGGACUUAUCAGUCUAACAGCUCAAAGAGGAUGCUGAGUAUGAGAAGCCGAACCUUUCAGGAUAAAACAGUUGAGCAAGCACUGAGUGAAUUUAAAAUUGAAGACGGGUAUGUGUUCAAGGGGAUUGUUGCAACAGAACUAGCUGGUCAUAUAGCAUGUGGUUGUGUGCAACCUUCUCCUAUUGUUGAUAAAAUUGCUCCUUAUUCUGCCAUUGAAAACAUCUCCGUUCAGAAAUUAACUCCAGAGUAUAAAAUUGGAAUGGAGCGUUUGGUGAAGACUAAGACUCCCCCUAUGAAAGCAUCAGCACUAUGGCACGAUAAGCCAGCCAUUAUCCUCUGUAUUAGACGACCUGGGUGCAUCAUGUGCAGAGCAGAAGCUCACCAGCUAUAUGCCAGAAAACCAAUAUUUGAUGCACUAGGAUACCAACUAUUCGCUGUAAUUCAUGAAAACAUAGAAUCAGAGGUGAAGGACUUCUGGCCCCGGUACUGGGGAGGCACUGUACUCUUUGACCAAGGCAGAGAAUUCUUCAAAGCUCUAGGUGGUGGAAAGUUAAUGAAGGAAAAAUUCCUAUUCGGAUUUCUUUUCAACCCUCGGGCUAUAGCAAAUUAUAAGCGUGCAAAAGCAAUGGGAAUAAAGCAAAACUUCAAUGGAGAAGGAGAAAUUAAGGGUGGUUUGUUCAUUCUUGGCUCAGCAAAGCGUGGUAUUGCUUACCAGUUUAUUGAGCGGAACUUUGGGGACUGGGCGCCUCUUUCUGAAGUAAUUGAGAUCUGUACAAAAAUACAGAGCCACUCGCAAGCUUCAGGGCUAUCCAUCAAACCAUCCCAAGAAGAUAACCGGAGUUCGUCCCUAGUCUAAUACAAAUUCUCAUCUGGAUUUUAGUCCUCAGUUGACUCAUACUUUUCAUGACACAUGAGAAGUGUUUCCAUCUUUCUUCGUUAUCUUUUGUCGGAUGUGCUUUAAUUAACCUGGAUGUUAUACAGAACUUUAAUUAUUACUAUUACUUUCUUAUCA
Messenger RNA from Cucumis melo (muskmelon), 1398 nucleotides. RefSeq lists its product as uncharacterized. Gene Ontology annotation, molecular function: antioxidant activity. Lineage: Eukaryota; Viridiplantae; Streptophyta; Magnoliopsida; Cucurbitales; Cucurbitaceae. Bases 1 to 1242 code for a protein of 413 amino acids. The record is from RefSeq and is a predicted model, not a curated record. The transcript has 5 exons.